Grus americana (Whooping crane) is the source of this 1749-nucleotide messenger RNA. RefSeq names its product Zic family member 5 (gene ZIC5). Gene Ontology annotation, biological process: central nervous system development; regulation of transcription by RNA polymerase II. The record is from RefSeq and is a predicted model, not a curated record. Lineage: Eukaryota; Metazoa; Chordata; Aves; Gruiformes; Gruidae. Gene Ontology annotation, cellular component: nucleus. Gene Ontology annotation, molecular function: DNA-binding transcription factor activity, RNA polymerase II-specific; RNA polymerase II cis-regulatory region sequence-specific DNA binding.
AUGUUUUUGAAGGCGGGUAGAGGGAAAAAAAUAACAACAGAGAGCGUAGAUGGGCUUGGCUGUGUCGUUAUGGAGCCCCCUUUGAGCAAGAGGAACCCGACACUGAGAUUAGCGGAUUUGGCAGCGGCUCAGCCCCAUCCUCACCAGAACAUGACAGGCUUCCCGGGGCUGGGGAACCACCACGUCCACCCCCACCACGCGGCCCACCUCCACCCCGGGGACGCGGGCGGAGACCCCGGCGGCGCCCUCACGCCGCUCGGACCCGAGCACAUGGCUCAGCCCGCCGCCCUCAAGCUCACGCCCGAGGCGCUCACCGCCGCCGCCGCCGCCUUCGCGCGCCCGCCGCCACCACAGCCGCCGCCGCCGCCGCCACCGCCGCCGCCGCCACCACCGCCGCCGCCUACGCACCGCCCGCCGCCCCUCCCGGGCUACCCGUCGGGGGGGGCGGCGGGCCGGGACUUCCUCCUGCGGCGGGAGCUGCCCGCCGCCGCCGCCGCCGUGCACGGGGCGCUGGGCGAGCAGCACCCGCCCGCCGGGUCCCCCCACCUCCCGCACCCGCCGCCCCACGGCGUCUUCAUCUCGGCCGCCGGCACGUACGGCGCGGCCGACGGGGCGCACGCCGCCUUCCCGCCGCCGCCGCCCGGCGAGCAGGGCGCGCCCGCCGGCCGCCACCCGCCGCUCAACGGGCAGAUGCGCCUGGGGCUGGCGGCCGCCGCCGGAGAGCUCUACGGGCGUGCCGAGGCGCACUAUGGGGCCGCCGCCGCCUCCUCCUCGGCGCUGCAAGGCUACGGUUCCGUCAACCUCAACCUGGCGGCGGCGGCGGCCGGCCACGGGCAUCCGCACCACCCCCAUCCCCACCACCAUCACCACCACCACCACCACCACCACCAUGCCCACGUCGGGGCGGCGGCCGCGGCGGCCGGGGCCUUCCUGCGGUACAUGCGGCAGCCCAUCAAGCAAGAGUUGAUCUGCAAGUGGAUCGACCGGGAGCCGCCGCCGCCGCCUCCGCCGCCGCCACCGGGCGGUAGGAAGCCUUGCUCCAAAACUUUCAGCACCAUGCAGGAGCUGGUGAGCCAUGUCACCGUGGAGCACGUCGGCGGGCCCGAGCAGAGCAGCCACGUGUGCUACUGGGAGGAGUGUCCCCGGGAAGGCAAGCCCUUCAAAGCGAAAUACAAACUCAUCAACCACAUCCGAGUGCACACGGGAGAGAAGCCCUUCCCCUGCCCCUUCCCCGGCUGCGGGAAGGUAUUCGCCCGCUCCGAAAACCUCAAGAUCCACAAGCGGACUCAUACAGGGGAGAAGCCCUUCAAGUGCGAGUUCGACGGCUGCGAGAGGAAGUUCGCCAACAGCAGCGACCGCAAGAAGCAUUCCCACGUCCACACCUCCGACAAGCCUUACUACUGCAAGAUACGCGGCUGCGACAAGUCCUACACCCACCCGAGCUCCCUGCGGAAGCACAUGAAGAUCCACUGCAAGUCCCCGCCGCCCUCCCCGCCGCCGGGUUCCCAGGGGUACGGAGCGACGGGCCCCCCCGACGGCCCGCUGCCCCCCGAGGCCGACCCGGCCGCCGAGCCGCCCCGCGGCCGCGCCGCAGCCCUCUCCCCGCCGGUCACCAACCUCAGCGAGUGGUACGUCUGCCAGGCCGGGGGGGGGGCCCGCCGGCCCCGCACUCCCUCCAGCCGCGACACCUCCCCGGCCUCCGAGGGGGAUGAGCCCCACAGGACCUCGGCGGGCAGAACCGCUCCCUAG